This is a messenger RNA of Gopherus flavomarginatus (Mexican gopher tortoise), 2266 nucleotides long. RefSeq names its product COP9 signalosome subunit 8 (gene COPS8). Gene Ontology annotation, cellular component: COP9 signalosome. Lineage: Eukaryota; Metazoa; Chordata; Testudines; Testudinidae. The coding region runs from base 81 to 704 and encodes 207 amino acids. Gene Ontology annotation, biological process: protein deneddylation; COP9 signalosome assembly. The record is from RefSeq and is a predicted model, not a curated record. The transcript has 8 exons.
UGGCGGGUGGCGCGUGUGGAGGCGCCUGUGAGGGGCCGCGGCGGGCACCGAGCGGGGCGGCUCUGAGGCCGGGCGGGAAGAUGCCAGUGGCGGUGAUGGCGGAAACCCCCUUCAGCUUCAGGAAGCUCCUGGAGCAGUGCGAGACCCAGGAGCUGGAGGCCCCUGGAGGAAUUGCAACACCCCCAGUUUAUGGUCAGCUUCUAGCGCUAUACCUGCUGCACAAUGAUAUGAAUAAUGCACGAUAUCUUUGGAAAAGAAUUCCUCCUGCUAUUAAAUCUGCAAAUUCUGAACUUGGUGGAAUUUGGUCAGUGGGACAAAGAAUUUGGCAGCGAGACUUUCCAGGAAUCUACACAACAAUCAGCGCACAUCAGUGGUCUGAGACUAUUCAACCAAUCAUGGAAGCACUUAGAGAUGCAACUAGGAGACGAGCUUUUGGACUGGUUUCUCAGGCAUAUACCUCAAUAAUUGCAGAUGAUUUUGCAGCCUUUGUUGGACUUCCUGUAGAAGAAGCUGUGAAAGGGGUGUUAGAACAAGGAUGGCAAGCAGACUCAACAACUCGUAUGGUAAUGCCUAAAAAGCCAGGGGCACUGGAAGCUUCCUUUAACAGAUUUAUUCCUUUACCAGAACCUGCUACAGUUCCACCAAUUCCUAAUGAGCAACAGUUGGCCAGAUUGACUGACUAUGUGGCUUUUCUUGAAAAUUAAUUACCCUUCUCCUGUGUUCAAGACGGAACCUGGAAAUUCUGUGUACUGGCAGUUCUACUAUCUAAAACUUACUUUUAUCCUGUUUGUUAAAUGUUGCAGCCUUCCCCUACUGGAAUAUGUUGAUAAAAUAUAUAGAAUAUAUUUUGUUCUUAUAUGUGUUUUGCCAAAGCAAAGUUAGUAGUUGAAAUAGUCCUUAACUCCAAUAUUAUUUAUCCAUUAGGUACACAGCAGUAUUACACGUUAAGUUUUAUUCUCUUAUGACUCGUAGCGGGAAAGGGCAUCUCUCUCCAACUGUACUGAUAUAGACUAUUGCAAAGCAGCAAGCAGAAGGAAAGAGAAGAUUUGCCAUCAGCAAAGGAGAUUGAUGUAAUUGUUACAUCCUUUGUACUCAUGGUUUCAAUGCUUCCAUUGCUGGCAGUGGAAUACUUACCAGGAAAAUCAGUCACAGAUGGAUGAAGUCUGACCAGGAGAAGGCUAUUCUACCUGCAUCUGUAAAGGAGAAACCUUUCAAAGUACAAUAAAUAUUUAGUUGUGAACCAUAAGUAACAGUAAGUUACAGUAACUAUUACUGUACUUUCCUGCAAGAUUCCUUCCAUCUGUGGUGAGAUUUUUAUAACUGGUUACUCUUGUAUCCCAUUGCUUACCUAUUUCUGAGUUGUCUUAUUUCCCCUAGGGUUAGUUUUGAGUGCUCUGUGAAAACUAUUUGUAGGCUGGUGUACUUUUUUUUACUGCAGACUGAUAUUUUUAAUAUACCUGGGGCACCUAGAGAAUACAUUUCAAAGUUGAUUUGGGGGUGAGGGAAGGCAAAUGUUCACUUCACUUGCUCUGAAAAAGCAUUUGGUUUUGGAAGGCUUAACUUUUAAGAGCAGCCACUCGGGGCACUCAGACCAGUAUUUUGCCCUGUAACUUGUUGGAAUAUUAUGCCAUGAUUCUCAAUACUACUCUGAAAGCUGGAUCUAUUUGUGUCAUAUAGGCUGGUGAUGGCUUCACCAGAAAGAGUUUUUUGCCUGCCUUGGCAGCUUUCUGGACUACUCUUGUCACUGGAAAAUAAUUUAAUAAUUAGAUGCCUUUGAAUAAAAUAAAUCUAUGGAGGCUGGGCUAGAGUAUGCUGCACUAUCAGUUCAAGUAGCGUACAUCCUGUACCAGAGCACUGCUGUAUUAAUCCGUGAAUUCAGAAUUGGAAAGGAAACAACUUGCAUUCCCUUGCCUAUCCUAAUGUUAAACCAGGGCACAUAGUGGUGCUUUAAGGGGCAGUGCAUGCCUUUACCUUCCUCUCUCCUUUCAUUUGGUUGUCAACGUAUUCAAUGGUUUGUCACUUGAAGAGGGCAAGUUCUUGUUAUCUGUAGUGACAUUCUCCCAGUGUGUGCUACCUACUGUACGUUCUUUUGUUUUGGGUCCGAGGGGAAGGGGUUCUAAACAGUGUGUUGUUGCAUUUAGACCCCCUUUUACGUGUAACCAUUUACUUUCAAAAGAUUAUUUAUUUGAAGCCCAUCUAAGUCUUGGAGCUCUAUAAAUAUGGAUGCAAAUAUAAUUUCAGUGAUAUUAAAACAUGUUUACACUAA